AUGUUUGGAAAUUAUGGGAUGAGGUCCAGCCAACAACAAUUGACCAUUGCAGUUGGUAAAGUUCGCGAAGAUGUUGAGCGUGCGGCUUUGGUUGUGCGUGCUUCUUAUGAGGCUGGGCUUAAAGCAUUGAGAUCUAGGGCUCACCCUGGGGAUGUUGCGGAAGCUAUGUUGGAGCCUUUGCGGGAGGCCGACGCCUCGAACAAAGGGUCGCAGAUUCGCAGCCUGAAUCCGAUUUUGGCCAUUUGCAGCUGCGAUGUGGAUUUGGCACAAGUCGGAAUAAGCAACAAAUCGCCUCAACUGGACGCUACCUACGUUGGCUGA
This is a messenger RNA of Exophiala aquamarina CBS 119918, 321 nucleotides long. RefSeq lists its product as uncharacterized. NCBI's taxonomy places the organism in Eukaryota, Fungi, Ascomycota, Eurotiomycetes, Chaetothyriales, Herpotrichiellaceae. Bases 1 to 321 code for a protein of 106 amino acids. The transcript has a single exon. The record is from RefSeq and is a predicted model, not a curated record.